GCGAGCAAGCAAAGAGAGAGAGAGGGCGAGGAGAAAUAGAAGAGAGAGCGAGAGGGGCUGCCUGGUUCCCUGCACGGGCUCUGUUGUGGGAAAUUGUGCUUUUAAACAGCCUUACGCCGAUAUGCAUUCUUCAGUUUCUGGUGCAUUACACGCGCAACAAGAAACCAACACGCACUCGGUUAACGUCAUUAAUAACGCAGUGUGAGAUGGACGAGUCGUCUCUGUUGGAUCUAUUGGAGUGUUCAGUGUGUUUGGAGCGGCUGGACACUACAGCUAAAGUCCUGCCUUGCCAACACACCUUCUGUCGCCGCUGCUUGGAGAACAUAGUCAGCUCCAGGAACGAACUGAGAUGCCCAGAAUGUCGCAUCCUAGUCGGCUGUGAGGUGGAUGAUCUUCCCGCGAAUAUCUUGCUGGUCCGUCUGCUGGACGGGAUCAAACAGCGGCCACGGAAUGGAGGCAGUACCAGGCAGUCCCUGGUGGGAGGCGGGCGGUCUCAGGGCUGUGCAGCCGGGAUCAGCGCCUCUCCCCCGGGCAGUGGGAUCAGGGACCUGCCGGUGGCCAUACGAAGCCCCCCGGUCAAGAGUUUACCUAAUCUAACCCUAACCCUGCCCUGUGGAAAGGCUCUCUAUUCCUACGAGGGGAAGGAACCUGGAGACCUGCAGUUUGCAAAAGGGGACAUCAUCAUCCUGCGACGUAAAGUUGACGACAACUGGUACCAUGGGGAGCUGAACAGUUGUCAUGGUUUCCUGCCAGCUAGUUACAUCGCGUUGUUACGGCCGCUGAGCCAAACUCCGCCCACAGGAAAGGCCUUGUACGACUUUGAAGUCAAAGACAAAGAUCAGGACAAAGACUGUCUGGCCUUCUCGAAGGAUGAGGUUCUGACGGUGAUCAGACGAGUGGAUGACAACUGGGCAGAGGGCAUGCUGGGAGAUAAGAUCGGGAUCUUCCCCAUCCUCUAUGUAGAGCUAAAUGAAACAGCCAAACAGUUGAUGGAGAUUGACAAGCCGACAUCCAAUCCCGUCCCUGGCCCCAGCUUUGACCCGUCUCCCGGUCUCCCAUUGGGUCCCUGCUCCCUUGGCCCCUCCCCUGACCCAUCCUCUGCAGGAAGUGGCAAUGGUGCCCUCCAGAGGCAAGAGGAGGAGAAAAGAGGGGGAGAGGGGAAGAAAAACGCUAAGAAGCGCCACUCGUUCACAGCUCUGAGUGUGACGCAGCGGACAGCCCAGCUCAACAACAGACACAGCAUGGAGAUCUCCCACCCUGUCCUCAUCAGCUCCUCUGACCCCAGGGCUGCUGCACGGAUACAGGACUCUCCCCCCGGUCCCGCUCCCUCCUCAGUCGGAGUUCUGGUUCCUCCCAGAAUGGCUUCAGUCACCUCAGAACUGCUGGCUCAAGCCAAGGUCCAACUACCACUCAACAUCUAUCUGGCCCUGUAUGCGUAUAAGUCCCAGAAGGCAGAUGAGUUGGAGCUGAGGAAAGGAGAGAUGUACCGUGUCACAGAGAAGUGUCAGGACGGCUGGUUUAAAGGGACCUCUCUACGGACCGCUGCUUCCGGAGUCUUCCCUGGAAACUAUGUCACACCCGUGUCACGAGCUCCGUUUGCGGUGGGUGGUUCUCAGAGCUCCUGUCUCUCAGGGCAGGAGGUGGGAGGGGUGGGACAGGGGAGUAAGGCGGCCUCCCCCUCCUCCGCCGGCCCCUCCUCCUCUCGUCCCUCCCCUCCCCCCUCUUCCCCCCAGUCUGCCGCUGCUCAGCUUAAGAACUGCCUUCGCUUUGGACAACAAACAGUUAACCAGACCCGCUCUGCCAUGCAACUGGUCCCGCCCUCCAGCAGCCCAGAGCGUCACACACCCACCGUCUCUCCUCUCCGACCUCAGAAAUCUUCCCCGUCGCGCUCCGCUGGUCAAUCUGCUCGCCCAAUAUCCAUGGUGUCCCCCGGCCCUUCCCCCCUCUCCUCCCCUGCUUCACGCCCUCUCUCCUGCCUCUCUUCGCCCCUCAUCCCACUUUCCUCCCCUCUCUCCUGCCUCACCCCUCCCAACGCCAGUGCUGCCCUGCUCAACGGAGAAUCAACCAAUCCCUUCCAACCGUCCUCGCCUGGCCCCUCCCACAGCAACGCCUCAAAACCAGAGAAGAAGGAGAAAAAAGGAGGUCUGCUAAAGCUUCUCUCUGGAGCCGCGGCCAAGAAAAAGGCAUCUCAUUCUCCCCCGUCCUCCCCACCAACCCUCCCCCUGUCGGGUGCCGUCCUCCCACAUCACACCCGCUCUGGCUCCUGUCCAAUGGAUGCCCAUGGGCGUGCCGGGUCUUGUCCAAUCGAGAGUGAGAUGGCGGGGGCAAUAGGGUUAGAGCUGCUGAACAGGAAGUCAGGAUCCCUCGAUCUCAACUUCCCCCGGUCGCCCCCGAUGAACCGCCCCGGGAACGCACUGCUAGCUCUCCGGCCUGAACCCAAACCACUGUCCAGAGAGAGGUAUCGUGUGGUGGUGCCUUACCCCCCUCAGAGCGAGGCGGAGAUCGAGCUGAGACAGGGAGACGUAGUGUUUGUUCAUAAGAAGAGAGAAGAUGGCUGGUACAAAGGAACUCUGCAGAGGACUGGACGUACUGGCCUCUUCCCUGGCAGCUUCGUAGAGAUCUUCUGAACAGGACCGCUACACACACACACACACACACACACACACACACACACACACACACACACACACACACACACACACACACACACACACACACACACACACACACACACACACACACACACACACACACACACACACACACACACACACACACACACACACACACACACACACACACACGCAGGGAUGGGCAAAAAUGACAAAAUACAAUUACAAAAGAUCAAUGUAUCAAAAUGAACUACAAAAUACUUGUAUUUUAUAAUAAUUUGGGGGGCACCUACAUGUGUCCUAUUACACAGAAGUGUGUAAUGGAAAUGUUUUUGAGGGGCAUAUCCCAACUCCCCCGAGACACCCGUAGGGGUCACGGCCAGGGUCGCCAUUGUACAGCUCCCCUCGAGCAAUUAGGGUUAAGUGACUUGCUGUAGGGCACAGCGACUGAUUUCUUUCACCUUGUCGCCUCCAGUAUUCAAACCAGCAACCUUUUGAACACUGGCCUAAUGCUCUAACCUCGAGGCUACCUGCCGCCCUAAAUAUAUUUCAUUAAAAUACAUGUAUUUUGUAUAUUAAAAUACAUAAAUACAUUUGCAAACUCAGUGACGGAUACAGAAACUUUUAAUUUGCUAAGACUGAUGUUGUUUAUCUACCUUAGCUGAAUGUACUGACUGUAAGUCACUCUGGAUAAGUGACUGCUAAAUGACUCAAAUGCUGUAUAUAUGUGAAAAUGAACACACCAAAACGAACUGCAAAGCACACUAGGUAUUAUUAUUGGCCUUGUUUCAGGGUCAUGUCUAGAUGGGAUAUAUCUUAACCUAAUUCUCUUAACCUUCUACGUUAAUUCUAUUAAACCUGCUAUGAAAAGUACAUUUUGACAAAACCUGUAUCCUUUCUAGACUUAACCUUGUUUCAUGGCGGAGCUCAUUAGAAUAAUCCUUGUCCAUUAUUACAUACACGUUUAUAUUUAGUUCGUUUAGCAGACACUCUUAUGACACCAUAGUGCCAUCAGUCUUCUGAUACCAAUGCAGGGUGAAAGGGGGAUGGUGAACCGCUAUAAACAAAUGGUAUAGAAAAGUAUUUUGUAUUUUGAAAAUACAAAUUACAGCUCUCGAAAGUAUCUUAUUACAAAAGACUGUACAUUGGUGUGUAGUCCAGCCCAGUGUAAUACAAUUUACAAAAUACUCAGAAGUAAUUUAAAUACAUAUUUCAAAUACACAGAAAUACUGCCCAUCUCUGCACACACGGCUACUCUAGCUCCAACCAGGCUCAUAUGAGCGGGGGCCUUUAUCCACACAGGACAGCUAUGGCAGGGGUCCUUCAUCAACCUCAUCAAUGACUAGUGAUGUUGACAUCAUCAGGAGGCGCCAAGAACUAUUGAAGGCACAACAAGCGGCACACUGUAUUUUUCUAUUGCUUCAGUGUGUAUUUGUUUUAAACAUCAGUGUCCGUAUGAAUGUAUGGUAUGGCUAGAGACAUGCCGUACUGGUUACAGAAGCACCUAAAGACCUUGGCUAACCUGAUACAUGUUCUUUCUGGUUGGUGUGUGUGUAUGCGUGUCUGUAUUAAUGUGUGCGAGUAAGAGAGACCAGUAGUUGGUAAUACCAGUCAUGUAGAAACUCAACAUUGGGAAAGAAAGCACAUCAACAGUCCCAAAUGUUCUUAAUUUUAACAUACCCCACUUCUGGCAAGCUACUUCAAACCGCCUCUUUCAUUGGCUAAGCACACAACAGUACUCCUCUUUCAUUGGUUAAGCACACAACGGUGGUCCUCUCUAAUUGGCUAAGUACACAGUUCCUCUCUCAUUUACUAAGCACACAACAACUGUACCCCAACAGAAGUAGGUCUACAGGUCAGGAAGACAGAGUGAAGCACACAGAGUUGGGAAGGCCAGAACGAGUCGGUUACAACACAUACAGAUGGGAUCAGGCUACAUUCAUACAGCACACUCAGUCUCAGCCUAAAGUGUGUGUGUGUGUGUGUGUGUGUGUGUGUGUGUGUGUGUGUGUGUGUGUGUGUGUGUGUGUGUGUGUGUGUGUGUGUGUGUGUGUGUGUGUGUGUGUGUGUGUGUGUGUGUGUGUGUGUGUGUGUGUGUGUGUGUGUGUGUGUGUGUGUGUGUGUGAGAGAGAGAUAUAGAGACCAUCUGUCUCUGAUGGAGUAGCAGAUGCAGGGGAGUCUGGGUAAUCCCUGAGUUGGGUAACAGACAGAUGAGAACACCCUGAAAUUCAGAUGAGAUUAGAACCUUUCCAUCAGGCCGCGACACACACAACCACACAGACACACAUACACACACAACCACACACACAGUUAUUGAUGUGAAAGGAGUGGAUGGGUCCCAGUCUUUCCGCUCCUCCUCCUCAGAGAGAGUGUAUCAGUUAAACAUGUUGAUGUUGUUGCUGUGGAUAAGCUCUUCGGUCUGGGCCAGAAACAACCCUUAGCUCCAGAUGAGCCAGCUGUAUCCCUGAACCCAAAAGGCCAGUCUGUUUGUCUGUUUCUACUGUCUGUCUGUGGAGCUAAUGCACAAGUCCUCCAUGUUGGAGAUAGAGCACUUCCACAUGACCCAGACACCACACAGUGUCCAUCUUGCUAUUCCUGCUCCCCAGUUCCCAUGAAUUAGUGUGUUCAGGUGGACUGUGUUUCUGGUUUGCCUGGACUGUCUGGUGUGAGUACUGUACCACUGACAAGACUUUACAGACUUUACAAGGGGGUUGUUACGCAUGGAAUCUCAUGCUGUCUAACUAUGAGAGAUGUUUUACAUUACUGUAACAGAAAAUAAGAGAUAUAAAUAUAUAUAUUGUGCAGAUUAUUUAUAUUUCGUGGGUGCCAGUCGCCCUGCACUCGAGACCAGCGUUCUACCAUGUGAUCAUUAAACAUUCUCUCGUAUUGAUGACCUCGUGGUUUGGUUGGUUUUUCAUGUCAAGUGCAUUUUCCCAAUAAAUGCCUUUGU
Oncorhynchus gorbuscha (pink salmon) is the source of this 5562-nucleotide messenger RNA. Its product is annotated as E3 ubiquitin-protein ligase SH3RF3-like. The coding region runs from base 207 to 2627 and encodes 806 amino acids. Gene Ontology annotation, molecular function: protein binding; ubiquitin protein ligase activity; metal ion binding. Gene Ontology annotation, biological process: protein ubiquitination; positive regulation of proteasomal ubiquitin-dependent protein catabolic process; positive regulation of JNK cascade. The record is from RefSeq and is a predicted model, not a curated record. Lineage: Eukaryota; Metazoa; Chordata; Actinopteri; Salmoniformes; Salmonidae. The transcript is spliced from 9 exons.